Brassica rapa (field mustard) is the source of this 3452-nucleotide messenger RNA. RefSeq names its product trifunctional UDP-glucose 4,6-dehydratase/UDP-4-keto-6-deoxy-D-glucose 3,5-epimerase/UDP-4-keto-L-rhamnose-reductase RHM2. Gene Ontology annotation, molecular function: dTDP-glucose 4,6-dehydratase activity. Gene Ontology annotation, biological process: nucleotide-sugar metabolic process. The record is from RefSeq and is a predicted model, not a curated record. Lineage: Eukaryota; Viridiplantae; Streptophyta; Magnoliopsida; Brassicales; Brassicaceae.
GAAUCAUACUUCAUGCACAUUAUAAUUAGCCAUUUUCUCAAUGGCUGCCAGAAAAUAAAAACCAAACCGGUUUUAAGGAAACCGGUUUAUUAGGCUGGGACAUAACCCCCAUAUAAGCCUGAACCAAGCACAUGUCACUGGGUUUCCAUUUAUUGUUAACGACUUUCUGUUUUCUUUUAAUAAGCACAUGGAAGAAUGUAUUUGAGGAAGGAAUUAAAUUAUAGCGUUGCGUGAAUUAAGCAUCUGCAUUGAAUGAUCCGUUAUGUUUAAUCUCUGGUCUUUUUCUUUUGUUGAAUUGAAUUAAACUGAUACUUAAUCACGGGUUGACAUGUAGAUGCAUUCAAUCUAGCAUUGAUAAUUUUUAAACUGGCAUGUGGCGUUCGUUACACUUUAGAUCAUAAACAAACAAGUGAUAUUAAUCCUCAGGUGACAUUUCUGGUACUCAUGUUCGUUACACUUUACACAUUGAUUUUAAUCAAUUCCCAAUUCUAACCAUAUGAUUAACGAAAAUCAUAUUUUGUCUAGUUAAAUCAAACAAGUGAUAUUAAUCCUCAACUGGAAUAUAAAAUUAGAGAAAUAAUGAAAAUAAUUUAUUUUGCUCCAUUCUUUUUUAAUAAGCAAUUAAUUAUUUUAAUUUAUCCUUUUUGAUUAUUCUUGAAUUUUCCUAUUAUAAAUGCGUACGAGAAAAAGACAAUAAAAUGAACAAACAAGAAAAAGACAUGAGUUUAAAUGUUCAAAAAAAAAGAAAAAAAAGAUAUGAGUUUCUUUAGAAAAAGACAUGAGUUUCUUUUUUUUUUUUGUUAAAAAAAAACAUGAGUUUCUUUAGAAAAAGACAUGAGUUUCUUUAUGUCGGACGCUAAACUCAAGUGAAAACUGUAAAAAGUAAGACAACUUAGGGUAAAACCGUCAAUUCGCUCCUACGGUUCUCCGUAACUGUCUGAGAAUAUAAGAGGCGCAGUGUCCAGAGACGCUCCGUGGACCGUAGAUUUUCCUUCUUUCUCUUCUUCCUCUUCUUCCUCCAUACUGUUCUUUCUUUUUGAUCUCUCUCUCUAUCUCUUAGGAUCUUUCGUCCUAAGGUUAUCUGACUUGUGUCGGUACGUGAAAUGUUUCUCUCUUUUUCUUUCUUCUGAAAAUUAUCUAAUGCUUUACACUAGAUUUGCAAAUGAUGUAACGUGAGUAACGUAACAUGCGAUCUAGUUUCCUGGAUGUUGUCUGUUUACAUGAUCCCAUAUCAAUGUGUCAUUGUUUUCUUCUUUAAGACCUGGUAUUUCAUUUUAAAAUGGCUACUACAUAUAAGCCCAAGAACAUUCUCAUAACUGGAGCUGCUGGAUUUAUUGCUUCUCAUGUUGCCAACAGACUAAUCCGUAGCUAUCCAGAUUACAAGAUCGUUGUCUUGGACAAGCUUGAUUACUGUUCAGAUCUCAAGAAUCUCAACCCUUCGCAUUCUUCUCCAAACUUCAAGUUUGUCAAAGGAGAUAUCGCUAGUGAUGACCUCGUUAGCUACCUUCUCAUCACUGAAAACAUCGAUACCAUCAUGCACUUUGCUGCUCAAACCCAUGUUGACAACUCCUUCGGUAACAGCUUUGAGUUUACCAAGAACAAUAUAUACGGUACUCAUGUUCUUCUUGAAGCCUGUAAAGUAACAAGACAGAUCAGGAGGUUUAUCCAUGUGAGUACCGAUGAAGUCUAUGGAGAAACAGAUGAGGAUGCUGCUGUUGGAAACCAUGAAGCUUCUCAGCUUUUACCGACGAAUCCAUACUCAGCUACUAAGGCUGGUGCUGAGAUGCUUGUGAUGGCUUAUGGUCGAUCAUAUGGAUUGCCUGUUAUCACUACCCGUGGGAACAAUGUUUAUGGGCCUAACCAGUUUCCGGAGAAAAUGAUUCCUAAGUUCAUGUUGUUAGCUAUGAGUGGUAAGCCGCUUCCGAUCCAUGGAGAUGGAUCUAACGUCAGGAGUUACUUGUACUGUGAAGACGUAGCUGAAGCCUUUGAGGUUGUUCUUCACAAAGGAGAAGUUGGUCACGUGUACAACAUCGGAACAAAGAGAGAAAGAAGAGUGAUUGAUGUGGCGAGAGACAUCUGCAAACUUCUAGGGAAAGAUCCUGAAUCAAGCAUUCAGUUUGUGGAGAAUCGACCUUUUAAUGAUCAGAGGUACUUCCUUGAUGAUCAGAAGCUGAAGAAUCUGGGUUGGUCGGAGAGAACCGGGUGGGAAGAUGGGUUGAAGAAGACAAUGGAAUGGUACACUCAGAACCCUGAGUGGUGGGGUGAUGUCUCUGGAGCUUUGCUUCCUCAUCCGAGGAUGCUUAUGAUGCCUGGUGGAAGACUCUCGGAUGUUUCGGAUGAGAAGAAAGACGCGUCGAGCAACACCGUUCAGACAUUCACGGUCGUAACACCUAACAACAAGACUGCUGGUUCUAAUGACAAAGCCUCGUUAAAGUUUUUGAUCUAUGGUAAGACUGGGUGGAUCGGUGGUCUUCUAGGGAAACUAUGUGAGAAGCAAGGGAUUACAUAUGAGUAUGGGAAAGGACGUUUGGAGGACAGAGCUUCUCUUAUUGCUGAUAUUCGUAGCAUCAAGCCGACUCAUGUGUUUAACGCUGCUGGUUUGACCGGGAGACCUAACGUUGACUGGUGUGAAUCUCACAAAGCCGAGACCAUUCGUGUCAAUGUCGCUGGUACGUUGACUCUUGCAGAUGUUUGUAGAGAGAGUGGUCUCUUGAUGAUGAAUUUCGCCACCGGUUGCAUCUUUGAGUACGAUGCUGCACAUCCUGAGGGUUCUGGUCUUGGCUUCAAGGAGGAAGACAAGCCCAACUUCACUGGUUCUUUCUACUCCAAAACCAAAGCCAUGGUCGAGGAGCUUUUGAGAGAGUUUGACAAUGUAUGUACUUUGAGAGUCCGGAUGCCAAUCUCAUCAGACCUAAACAACCCACGAAACUUCAUCACCAAGAUAUCACGCUACAACAAAGUGGUGAACAUCCCGAACAGCAUGACCAUACUAGAUGAGCUACUUCCAAUCUCCAUCGAGAUGGCAAAGAGAAACCUGAGAGGGAUAUGGAACUUCACCAACCCAGGGGUGGUGAGCCACAACGAGAUACUGGAGAUGUACAAGAGUUACAUCGAGCCUGGAUUUAAAUGGUCCAACUUCACAGUUGAAGAACAAGCUAAGGUCAUUGUUGCUCCUCGAAGCAACAAUGAAAUGGAUGGUGCUAAACUAAGCAAGGAGUUCCCAGAGAUGCUACCUAUUAAAGAGGCACUGAUCAAAUACGUUUUUGGACCAAACAAGAGAACCUGAGCCCUCAGUGAACAAUACACUAUUUGCCACAAGUGCUUACCUAUAACUGUUUUUUUUUGGCUUUCUUUUUACAAAAAUGUCUUUUUAUAUUUGCUCGCAUCUUACAUCCUUGUAAGUAGUUUCACUAUAUUGAUUCUACUAAAAUAUAUGAUUUAUCAUUACUAUU